AUGGCAUCACAUAGAAACGAGUUUCUGAUAUAUAGAUGAUAUAUAUGGCUUUUAUUAGCCAAUGCAAAAAUUUUAAGAGAAAAGUUCUCCUUUGUUUACCCAAAUAUUCAAAAAUGGAUUUUAAUAUUAAUGGCAUCAUCUGACGAACUUUUAGAUAAGGAAGAAGAAGUUGUACCCUCCCUUGAUUAGCAAGCAAUACUUUUAUUUUAAAAAUUUCUUUCUGGUUUUAAAAAAUUAAUAAAAACUAGUUUAAUAUAUAAAUGCACAAUUAAAAAUCUUAGUUAGGCCCUACAUCUGAGCUCAGUGAGAGAAGUCCAUGACUUCUUGAGAGUCUUAACUCAAGAGAAUAGUUCUACAUGAGUCUAUUAUAGAUCAGAGCGGUCCAAGGGACUGCAGACAGAAACAGUUUGACGGUUAGGCCCGCCCACUUACCGUUAUUCCAAGCUGAGGCCAAGAAGUACGGGACUUGAAAAGUUAUUUUAAUAUAUAAAUAAAUUUUAACAGUAGCAAUCUGUUUAAAAUUUUAUAUAAUUUUAUAGAAAUUUCAUUAUUACAACGAUAGUUAUUGCGGAUUUUAAAAUUUUUUAAAAUAUAUUUUUGCUCGCUAAUAAAGGGCUAUAGUUUUCCUAAAGAUAGGGUUUGCUCUUUAAUAAGGGGAUUAAGGAUAAAUUAGAGCUAUUUCUAUGAAAAUUGCUGUGAAAAAUGCUGUGGGGCUUCAAGAUUUGCGAUCAAUGAUGAAGAGCUGCAUGCUUUGAAUGUUUUAAGGAGGAGAGCUAGAGUAAAAUAUAAUAGAGCCAAUUCUUUGCAUUCUGAAACGCUAAAACAACUUUGGAUGGUGACCUUUCCUGGGCAAGAAAUGCUAGAAGACCUUAUAUCUGACCAGUGAAAGUCAAUUGGGUUCCAAGGAAAGGAUCCUGCAACUGAUUUCCGUGGGGCUGGAUUAUUUGGCUUAACCCAGCUUUAUUAUAUGGCAUCUCAUUAUCCUCAGGAAUACAAAAAUAUUUUGGACAAUUCACAUGACUAUAGUUUUGCUAUUUCUGCUUUAAACGUGACUGUAAUUUUUAUAUAUUCCAUAUUAUUAUAAAAAUAAUUUAAUGGCAAAUUCUAUUAAUUUUAUUAUAUAAUAAUAUAAUUAUGAGAAAUCCGAUAUUGGUAAAUAUUCAUAUAUAGAAAAUAUAGCGCUUUUGGCUUCAUGCUAAAUAAUCAUUUACUUUUGAUAGUGCAAUAUUCCUGUGGAAAGUUUUUGAUAGUGAGGUAAUUUAUUGGCCAAAUAGUGCGACCAAACUUUUUUCGAUGAAAUGCAAUCUAUCAAAAAGUACAAGAUUAUUGGAAAUGCAACCAGCACUUUUAUAUGUAUUUUUUCCAAAUUUUCUCAAGAAAUACAAUUGUUAUGAAUGAUAGAAGAGCACCACCAAGGGUAAUGAAAGCAUUUUGUGCAUUAAAUGCGCAGGAUCAAAGUGCAAUUGACGAACUCAUAUACAUAAAAAUGGCGUGGAGAACCAACCUGCCCACUCAACUUCUGUAGCCGGACGGGAGUGUGGGAACCUUGUGGAAGGGAGAGUAGCAUUCAGUAUGUGUAUCGGCCUGGCUUUGCUUGGUCUUGUGGAGCGCAAUGUCGCCUAGCCCACCCUAGGCUCACAUUCAGGGCAACGUUUACCCUUAGGAGGACGGAAAUUAAAGUUGGAAAGAGAUAGCCCAGAAAAACUAGAGGGCGUUCGCUUGACCAAUCGGACAUGUCUUUCAGUGCUAUACUGGGAGUUGUGCCCUGGGCUGCAAGUUUCAUCUGGGUCGAUAGCCAAACUAGAAAAUUCGCUUUUCAAAUUUUCGGAAAAGUCAACCUCGUCAACUAAUUGCACGAUGACCUAGCGUCUCUACCUCCGUUUAGCAAGUGCACGCUCUUGUCCGAAGGUAGCAGCGCAAUCCUUAGGCCGUGGAAUCAGACUGGACAACAAGGGGUGGUGCGAAGAAAGUGACGUGAAAAGCUUUUUCAAGCUUGCCGGAGCUUCUCUAUAAUAAUUUUAUCAAUAAAUGUAAUUGACGAACUCUAUGUAGCAACUGUUAUUAGAAUGCACAAAGAUUGGAUUGAAAUUUCGAAAAGUAAAAAUGUGACUAUAAUGGAUUUUAGAAGGGCAAUUGAUAGCUCCACAACGCAUAUGGAAGGCAUCUUAAGGGGAAUGCCAGAAAACAUGUUGGAAUUGAAAAGACUUUCAUUCAAUAGUUAA
Molecule: messenger RNA, 2222 nt
Organism: Blepharisma stoltei
Lineage: Eukaryota; Ciliophora; Heterotrichea; Heterotrichida; Blepharismidae
Source: the annotation of a GenBank genome assembly